CCGGAUCUAUUAAAAAUCUACGACAUCCGCGCGCUCAGCGAAACUUCUCUCCGAACAAACUGUAGUACCGAACCCACUGCAGCUUCUGUCCCGGUAUUUCAUCAAAAAUCCCAAUCGAACCAGAGAAAAUAUCACCUCAAACUUGGGUUCCGACAUGGCUAUCCGAUAUCCCAUGGCUGUUGGCCUGAAUAAAGGCCACCCAGUCACCAAGAACGUGGCGGCUCCAAAGCACAGUCGUCGCCGCGGGCGCCUGACCAAACACACCAAGUUUGUCCGAGACAUGAUCAGGGAAGUGUGCGGCUUCGCUCCCUACGAGAGGAGAGCCAUGGAGCUGCUGAAGGUGUCCAAGGACAAGAGAGCGCUGAAGUUCAUCAAGAAGAGGAUUGGGACCCACAUUCGGGCCAAGAGGAAGAGGGAGGAGCUAAGCAACGUGCUGGCCGCCAUGAGGAAGGCAGCCGCCAAGAAAGACUAAAUCAAUAAAUUUUGUUCAAGUAGA
Oryzias latipes (Japanese medaka) is the source of this 496-nucleotide messenger RNA. RefSeq names its product ribosomal protein L36 (gene rpl36). Gene Ontology annotation, biological process: translation. Gene Ontology annotation, cellular component: ribosome. Gene Ontology annotation, molecular function: structural constituent of ribosome. Lineage: Eukaryota; Metazoa; Chordata; Actinopteri; Beloniformes; Adrianichthyidae. The record is from RefSeq and is a predicted model, not a curated record.